AUGACGGCCCCGCGCCCCUGGACACCCCCGCUCCUCCUCCGCAUCCGCUUCACGACCGCGAUCCCCGACCUCGACCUCGACAUCCCCUCCCCCUCGCAGACCACCGUCGCCGCCCUCAAGCACCUCAUCCGCGGCCGCCUCGCCCAGCCCGACUCCCAGCGCCGCCUGCGCUUCAUCCAUCAGGGCAAAAUCCUACCCGACGCCUCCGCCCUCAGCUCCGUCCUCCGGCCCCUUCCUCCGCCGCCGCCGGCCGCCUCGCAGCCGACGACCCCGUCUACGCCCGGCGCGGCCUUUGACGAUCCAAAGGGGAAAGGCAAGGCGAAGGCCAACGAAACCGCGCCUCCGCAGAGGGUUUACGUAAACUGCAGCAUCGGCGAUAGCCUCACGGACGACGAGCUCGCCACCGAGGCCGAAGCCGCCCUCCGCGCCCCUUCCGAGCGCGGCCCGUCAACCAACUCCUCCUUUACAGACGGCCCGCCACACGGCCAACAUGCGUCGUCAUACAACCUCCACCACCACGGCCAGCAGCAGCGCCCGACGCCGCGGGGCUUCGACAGGCUCCUCAACGCGGGUUUCACCGCCGCCGAGGUGAACCAGCUGCGCCUGCAGUUUCGCGAGAUCCGCUCGACACAGUACACCCCCGACACGAUGCCGAGCCCGGACACGAUGCGCUCGCUCGAGGACUCGUGGAUCGACUCCAACGCGGGCUCGGCCCUGCCCGGCGCGGCGGGGGCUGGCGGCGAAGGGGGCGAGGUUGCUGGCGGCGGCGACGACGCGUUCGGGGCCAUGAGCGGCAUCCUAGAUGUGCUGAUCGAGGGCCUCAUCGUCGGUUUCUUCUGGCCGCUGGGGUGCCUGGGCUGGCUGUCGCGGGAGGAGAAUAUGCUCUCAGGCCGGUGGCAGGACUUCAUCGGAUUUGGCGUGACCUUGAGCAUCAUCAUCGGCGUCAUCAGGGCCUUUUCGGGAGAUCGAUAG
Colletotrichum destructivum is the source of this 972-nucleotide messenger RNA. RefSeq names its product Putative Ubiquitin-like domain-containing protein. The coding region runs from base 1 to 972 and encodes 323 amino acids. NCBI's taxonomy places the organism in Eukaryota, Fungi, Ascomycota, Sordariomycetes, Glomerellales, Glomerellaceae. Gene Ontology annotation, cellular component: endoplasmic reticulum; Dsc E3 ubiquitin ligase complex. Gene Ontology annotation, molecular function: protein binding. The record is from RefSeq and is a predicted model, not a curated record. The transcript has a single exon.